Molecule: messenger RNA, 2986 nt
Organism: Epinephelus lanceolatus (giant grouper)
Lineage: Eukaryota; Metazoa; Chordata; Actinopteri; Perciformes; Serranidae
Gene: elac2
Product: elaC ribonuclease Z 2
Biological process (GO): mitochondrial tRNA 3'-end processing
Cellular component (GO): mitochondrion
Molecular function (GO): 3'-tRNA processing endoribonuclease activity
Source: RefSeq, a predicted model, not a curated record
UGUCACAUGUGUCAAGCAACCUCUAAAGUCCUGCUGAAAGCGCACCCAGCUACUUUUAGGUAAUGAACUCUUCUUAAAAAGCGUGUGAAAAUGUUUAAACAAGCAUGUACUGAUUAGUCGGUGCGUGUUUUUUAAGUUAUUGUAACGUAUUUAAUAUGAAUACGGUCCAUCUGAAGCUCAGGCCAUUUAUACCUCUGUUUAUUAAAGGCAGAGCUCUCUUUGCUGGCCCUCCGGCUGUCGCCCGCUGUGAUUUCCCUCUCUGCCGGACUGUUUUGCAGUUUUUCCGGACAAUGGCUACUAGUAAUAAUAAUAACCCAGAUAUAAGACAGCCGCUGGGUUUUAGGAAAGCCAAGCAGAAGGAGCCGCUGCGGCGGUUGAAGGCCAAAGAGAGCAGGAACAAACGAGGGGACGCUCACGGACCAUCCACGGUGUACCUGCAGGUGGUGGGUGCUGGGAGCAGAGACAGUGCUGCAACUCUGUAUGUCUUCUCCGAGUACAACAGAUACCUGUUCAACUGUGGUGAAGGAACACAGAGACUCAUGCAGGAACACAAACUGAAAGCUGCUCGAUUGGACAACAUCUUCCUGACCAGACUGAGCUGGGAGAACGUGGGAGGUUUAUCAGGGAUGAUCUUAACAUUAAAGGACACAGGGGUUCCAGAGUGUGUGCUCUCUGGUCCUCCGCAGCUGGAGAACUAUGUGAAUGCCAUCAAGUCGUUUUCUGGGCCGCUAGCAGACAUCAAGCUGUCGGUUCGACCGUACACUGAAGAGACGUACACGGACGAAACGAUGACUGUUUAUCAGGUGCCAAUAUUUGCCCAGUUAAGGAAUGAAGACAGACAGCUCUCCCCCAAAUCAGGCAGGAGCAGCCCAUCUCAGAGUCCUCCCUCUCCCCGGAGAGACGACAUCCACAAUAACACCUGCAGAGAUGGUACAAGCAGUCCAGAUCUUGAAGGUGACACACGAAACACAACCAGAGAUCCCUCUCUGGUGGUUUCCUUCAUAUGCAAGCUUCACCCCAAGAAAGGAAAUUUCUUAGUCCUUCAAGCCAGGGAGCUCGGCUUGCCUGUAGGCACAGCAGCAAUUGGUCCUCUCGUAACAGCUCUGAAGGACGGGAAAAGUGUCACAUACGAAGGAAAAGAGAUCCGUCCGGAGCAGGUUUGUACUCCUGCUGACCCCGGACCAGUGUUUAUUGUCGUCGAGUGUCCAUCUGAGGAGUUUGUGGAAGCUGUUUGCACCAAUCAGCAGCUGAGAAGAUAUCAAACAGGAGGGACAGAGGACCCUGCUGCACUGGUCGUCCACAUGACUCCAGAGUCUGUUUUGACAACGGAUCAAUACAAAAAGUGGAUGGAGAGGUUUCCAUCCGCAACCGAACACCUGAUCCUUAAUGAACAAGUCUGUACGGUCCACAACAUCAGGAGUCAAAAGCUUCAGACUCAGCUGAACAUGAUUCACCCAGAGAUCUUUCCACAGCUCAAGUCUUACAGAUCAAAGGAGGCCCAGGCUGCCCUGCACGUCCCCAACGUCAGAGCCGAGUGUCUGCUCAAGUUCCAGCUCAGACCCGUAAUGGAGUGGCAAAGAGACGCCAUCCCCUCCUGCAACGCUGAGGAGUUUGUGAAAGAGGCGUCUGAGGUCCCAAACUUUAUGGAAGAAGUAGACAAGUGCAGGAAGAUUUGCUCCACUGACACUGCAGAGCUUUCUGGGAAAGGAGAAAAUUACCCAGAGGUGGUUUUCUUGGGAACAGGAUCAGCUCUUCCAAUGAAGAUCAGAAACGUCAGUGGCACUUUAGUCAAUAUCAGCCCGAGUCAGUCCUUGCUGUUGGACUGUGGAGAGGGAACCUUCGGUCAGCUCUGCAGACACUACGGGGACACUUUGGAUGAAGCACUGUCCAAGAUCUCAACUGUUUUCAUCUCACACAUGCACGCAGACCACCACACAGGGCUGCUGAUGCUGCUGUAUCAGAGGGAAAGAGCACUGACGACGUUAGGAAAAGCAUUCCGCCCCAUCUACCUGGUGGCCCCCGCCGACAUCAUGUCCUGGCUCCACCAGUAUCACAAUCACUGCGAGGAGAUUCUCCACCAUAUCAACCUUAUCCCAAACAGAUUUCUGUGUGAGGAUGCUAAGGUGACGGAUCAGAGGACAGAGUCUUCAAUCCAAGCAAUGCUGAAGAAGAAUGAUUUGGAAAAGUUCCAGACGUGUCGAGUGCGUCACUGCAAAAACGCCUUCGCCUGCAGCUUCACUCACCAGUCCGGCUGGAAACUGGCCUUCUCUGGUGACACCAUGCCCUCCGAUGCGUUCGUACACACCGGAAAGAAUGCAACCUUACUGAUCCACGAGGCCACACUGGAGGACGGGCUGGAGGAGGAGGCUGUAGAGAAAAGACACAGCACAACCUCCCAGGCCAUUGGUAUCGGCAUGAGGAUGAACGCUGAGUUCAUCAUGCUGAACCACUUCAGCCAGCGCUACGCCAAGAUCCCUCUCUUCAGUGAAGACUUCAGUGACAGAGUGGGGAUAUCGUUCGACCACAUGAGAACUCGCUUUGGAGACUUUAAAAUUCUCCCCAAGCUGAUUCCUGCACUUAAAACCCUUUUCGCUGAGGAGAUUGGUGAGAUGGAGGAGAGAAGAGAGAGGAGGGAGCUGAAAAAUCCAAGAGGAAGCAGCUCCGAGGUGAACAGUGAGCAGAAGACGGCCGACGAGAGCCGAGGUGCCAAAAGAGACCAGGAGGAGGCAGCGGCACACAACGUAGAAAUGAAGAGGCUGAAAAUGAGCUGAAGCCUGAGUGAUGGACACUGUUUAAAACAAACAGACUUUAACUGAGAGCAUCCUGAGUUCUUUUAUUUAAAUGAAAUAGAGAGUUAUAUUUGGCCCGUGUGGUUUCAUGAAAGAAAAGUCAUGUAGAUUUCCUGCAUUGCAGUGUACAGAGCUGAGCUGUGAAUAUAGUUUGUGUUUUUCAUUUAACAGAAUAAAGCAAUGCCACACAGUCUGUA